CACUCUACUAAUUUGACCCGACCUAACAACCGAGCAUUACCGAGUCAAACAUCCGAGAUCCUUAUAUCCCACCCAAGUUCAUCAUGGCCUCAACAAAAGCCUUUUACGCCGUCGUUGCUGGUGUCGGCGCCGGUACCGGUCGCUCCGUGGCCUUGCGCUUCGCCAAGGCUUACCCCGUGGUGCUGAUCGCCCGAAAUCCGUCGAACUACACCGACAUCGUGGCCGAGAUCAAGCAGCAGGGCGGCGAGGCGCGCGGCAUCAGCGCAGACACCUCCGACCCCGCGGCGGUUGCGUCGGCGUUUGAGACGAUCAAGGCCGAGUUUGAGAAGGGAAAGGGGCUGAAGUUGGCUGCUGCUAUUUACAACGUCGGCGCUGGCUUUGCCAUCAAGCCUUUCCUCGAAGUGCAAGCCUCAGACCUCGACGCCAGCCUGAACAGCAACGCCCGCGGCCUCUUCAAUUUCGCACAGGCCACCCUCCCUUCCCUCCUCGACGCCGUUCCGACCUCGCCCCACCCGCCGACGCUGCUCAUCACGGGCGCGACGGCCUCGGUGCGCGGCUCGGCGCGCUUCGCUACCUUCGCGGCGGGCAAGUUCGCUGUGCGGGCGCUGGGGCAGAGCCUGGCGCGCGAGUUCGGCCCGCAGGGUGUCCACGUCGCGCAUGUCAUAGUCGACGGCGUCAUUGACAUCCCGCGGACGCGUGGAUACACGGUGAAUGACGGGAAGGAGGAUGGCAAGAUUAGUCCUGAUGCGAUUGCCGAGAGUUAUUGGCACUUGCAUACGCAGCAUCGGUCGAGCUUCACGCAGGAGCUGGAUCUGAGGCCGUAUGUUGAGAAGUUUUGAAGGAAUAACAACUACAUUGGUUAAGGAGAGGACUGAAAACUCUUACAUCAAACAUCUUGGUUGUUGGCCGCUUCCGGAGCUUCGAGGGAGUGCACAAGGACACGUUCGCGUGACAGAGGUGCGAAGCGGUAAGCCCGGGCCAGCUGGGGCUCCGACAUCGAGAUGUAUUUGUCGUGUUCCCUAUAUAAACCGAUAACUUGCGCCCGUGACCUUGC
Messenger RNA from Thermothelomyces thermophilus ATCC 42464, 1054 nucleotides. RefSeq lists its product as uncharacterized. NCBI's taxonomy places the organism in Eukaryota, Fungi, Ascomycota, Sordariomycetes, Sordariales, Chaetomiaceae. Bases 84 to 839 code for a protein of 251 amino acids. The transcript has 4 exons. The record is from RefSeq and is a predicted model, not a curated record.